CAAGUGGGGACAUGCUGUGCCAGCGCUCCCUGCUGCUCACCCUGGUGGGUCUGCUCUCCCUCAGGUCCGCCCUCUCCCAGGAGUGCACCACAUACAAGGUCAGCACGUGCCGGGACUGCAUAGAGUCGGGGCCCGGCUGCACCUGGUGUCAGAAGCUGAACUUCACUGGGCGAGGGGAGCCUGAGUCCCACCGAUGUGACACACGGGAGCAACUGCUAAUGAAAGGCUGUGCCCCUGAUGACAUCAUGGACCCCAGGAGUCUCGCCGAUACCCAGGAUGACCUAGUGGGGGGCCAGAAGCAGCUGUCCCCACAGAAAGUGACACUCUACCUGAGACCAGGUCAGGCAGCUGCAUUCAAUGUGACUUUCCGGCGGGUUGAGGGCCACCCCAUCGACCUGUACUACCUCAUGGACCUGUCCUACUCCAUGCUCGACGACCUCAUCAACGUGAAGAAGCUGGGAGGUGACCUGCUCCAGGCCCUCAAUGAAAUCACCAAGUCUGGCCGCAUCGGCUUCGGGUCCUUUGUGGACAAGACGGUGCUCCCCUUCGUCAACACGCACCCCGAGAAGCUGAGGAACCCGUGCCGCGACGAGGAGAAGGAGUGCCAGCCCCCAUUUGCCUUCAGGCACGUGCUGAAGCUCACUGACAACACCAAACAGUUCCAGACAGAGGUCCGGAAGCAGCUGAUCUCUGGAAACCUGGAUGCCCCUGAGGGUGGGCUGGACGCCCUGAUGCAAGUGGCCGCCUGCCCGGAGGAAAUCGGCUGGCGUAACGUCACGCGGCUGCUGGUGUUCGCCACGGACAAUGGCCUCCACUUUGCGGGUGACAGGAAGCUGGGCACUAGCCUGACCCCCAAUGACAGCCACUGUCAGCUGGGGAACAACACGUACAAACAUGGCAAGAAAUUCGACUACCCGUCGGUGGCCCAGCUGGCCCACAAACUGGCUGAAAACAACAUCCAGCUCAUCUUCGCUGUGACUAGGAGAAUGGUGAGAACCUACGAGAAGUUCACCGAGAUCAUCCCCAAGUCGGCGGUUGGGGAGCUGUCAGAGGAUUCCAGCAACGUGGUCCAGCUCAUUAAGGAUGCCUACAACAAACUCUCCUCCAGGGUGUUUCUGGAUCACAGUACCCUCCCUGACACCCUGAGAGUCACCUACGACUCCUUCUGCAGUAACACAGUAUCCUACGAGAACCAGCCCAGAGGGGACUGUGAUGGCGUCCAGAUCAAGAUCCCGAUCACCUUCCAGGUGAAGGUCACGGCCGCCGAGUGCGUCCAGGAGCAGUCGUUUGUCAUCCGGGCGCUGGGCUUCUGGGACACGGUGACCGUGCAGGUCCUGCCCCAGUGCGAGUGUCAAUGCCGGGGCGCGAGCCGGGACCGCAGCCUGUGCCGGGGCCAGGGCUCCAUGGAAUGCGGUAUCUGCAGGUGCGAUGCCGGCUACAUUGGGAAGAACUGUGAGUGCCAGACGCAGGGCCGGAGCAGCCAGGAGCUGGAAGGAGGCUGUCGGAAGGACUACAACUCCCUCGUCUGCUCGGGGCUGGGGGACUGCGUGUGCGGGCAGUGCAUUUGCCACAAGAGCGACGUGCCCAACAAGGAGAUCUUCGGGCAGUUCUGCGAGUGCGACAAUGUCAACUGCGAGCGCUUCGACGGCCAAGUCUGUGGGGGCGAGAGGCGGGGAAGCUGCAAAUGUGGCCAGUGCCAGUGCCGGGAGGGCUUUGAGGGCUCGGCAUGCCAGUGCCCAAAGUCCACUGAAGGCUGCCUGAACCGGCGGGGGGUCGAGUGCAGCGGCCGUGGCCGGUGCCGCUGCAACGUGUGCGAGUGCGACGCCAACUACCAGCCGCCCCUGUGCGAGGAGUGCCUGGGCUGCCCGUCACCCUGCGGCGGCUAUGCCUCCUGUGCCGAGUGCCUGAAAUUCGACAAGGGGCCCUUGGAGAAGACCUGCAGUUUGGAGUGUAAGAACCUGAGGCUACUGGACAGACCCCCUGGGUUGGGUAAGACAUGCAAGGAGCAGGACUCGGAGGGCUGCUGGAUGACCUACACACUGCUGCAGCGUGACGGGAGAGACAGCUACAGCAUCCACGUGGACGAGAGGCGAGAUCCAUAUGGGGCCCUGUAA
Messenger RNA from Ceratotherium simum simum (southern white rhinoceros), 2114 nucleotides. The record is from RefSeq and is a predicted model, not a curated record. Lineage: Eukaryota; Metazoa; Chordata; Mammalia; Perissodactyla; Rhinocerotidae.